UCCUCCGGUCCACCCCCUUCCCCUUGUUUGUUUCAGUUUCAGAUCUCGACUCGACCAGCAGUAGUCGCCGGCGAGGGGUAAGGGCGGACGGACCACCGGACGCGAUGCCGCCGUCCCUCCAAACCCUGACCACCCCCACCCUCCUCCUCCUUCUCCUCACCGCGACCGCCGUUUCAUGCUCUGCCUUGCCGCCGGAGGACGGCAUCCGGAUCCUCUCUGCCGAGAAAAGGAUCGACCUCACUGGUUCCAUUGUCAAAGUCUAUCUAACACUGAAGGUCGAGAAUGCUCCCGCUGCCUCUGAUGCAUCUCAAGUUCUUAUCGCCUUCACGCCCACAGAGGCUCAACAUCUCGCUAUUGUCAAGGCCACAAGAGCAGAGGGGAAGCGCAAGAAGAAGACAUAUGCGCCCCUCUCGGUUGAAGCCUCUGAUCUUGCCACCACCGCCCUGAAUGGCGCUCGCCUCUACUCUGUUCUGCUGGGCACUCCUCUGAAACCUGGCGAGGCAACCACUAUCGAAGUGUUAUAUGUGCUGACACACUCUUUAGAGCCCUUUCCUGCUGAGAUUAGCCAGUCAGAGUCCCAGCUGGUUUACUUCCGUGACAGUGCGGUGCUUCUCUCGCCCUACCAUGUUCUGGAGCAGGUUACCUACAUCAAGACGCCGAGCAAUAGGAUUGAGUCCUUCACGAGGGUCGAUCCUACCAGUCGUGCUGGUACUGAAGUGAAAUAUGGCACAUAUAAAAACCAGGCGCCAAACUCAUAUUUGCCAAUCCUUGUGCACUAUGAGAAUAACCGUCCUUUUGCUGUUGUUGAGGAGCUUGUACGCAAGGUGGAGAUUUCUCAUUGGGGAAAUGUCCAAAUCACUGAACAUUAUAAACUGAAGCAUGGUGGCGCUCGGCACAAAGGAGUCUUUUCAAGGCUUGAGUACCAGUCUAGGCCAUCUAUCAGUGGAGCGUCAUCAUUCAAGAAUCUUCUUGCAAGGCUGCCUCCACGGGUUCAUUCCAUUUACUAUCGUGAUGAGAUUGGUAACAUCUCCACAUCUCAUCUGCGCAUCGGUUCCCUCAAGUCGGAACUAGAAAUUGAGCCCAGAUAUCCAUUAUUUGGUGGCUGGCACUGCACAUUCACCAUUGGCUAUGGGCUGCCAUUGGAAGAUUUUCUCUUUGAGUCAGAAGAUGGUCGGCGUUACAUCAACCUUACUUUUGGUUGCCCUCUAUUGGAUACUGUGGUUGACGAUCUUACAAUUAAAGUUGUCCUUCCUGAAGGAUCAAAAAAUCCACAGCCUGUAGUUCCUUUUGUGACAGAGAAACAUCUUGAGACUAGUUAUUCAUACCUUGAUGUUGUUGGAAGGACAACGGUGGUACUCAAAAAGAAAAAUGUUGUAGGAGAGCACAACGUUCCUUUCCAGGUGUACUAUGAGUUCAAUCCGAUCUUCAUGCUGGCGGAGCCGUUGAUGCUAGUAUCUGCAGUGUUGCUGUUCUUUGUCGCCUGCAUUGCCUAUCUUCACAUGGAUCUUUCCAUCGGAAAAUCAUCAUAGGCCUCCAUUCACAGUAUUUUUGAAUUUUUGAACCACUUGUUCUACUAACUGCGGAUUGAUGAAUCAUUGGCACAUUAGUUGUACUAUGUACCCUUCUCAAUGGAGGAGGAUGAAGUUUUGUGGCUGCUGCUGCUGUAGGAAUGAGAUGAUAUACCUCUUGACAACUUCACUGCUUAAAAAACGUGAGUUCCUGCUUGUGGCC
Molecule: messenger RNA, 1731 nt
Organism: Setaria italica (foxtail millet)
Lineage: Eukaryota; Viridiplantae; Streptophyta; Magnoliopsida; Poales; Poaceae
Product: dolichyl-diphosphooligosaccharide--protein glycosyltransferase subunit 1B
Exons: 8
Coding region: 105-1529 (474 amino acids)
Cellular component (GO): oligosaccharyltransferase complex; membrane
Source: RefSeq, a predicted model, not a curated record